ACGUGAUGCUACGUGACUUACAAUUAAUUGAAAAACACCCAAAGCCUUUAGGUCUAAUCUUUGAAAUAAAAAAGGUCACCGGAUGUAUCCAUUGUAAACAGAAAUAUUUUCAAGAUGAGCCGAACGGGUUCUGAAAUAAGAAAAUCAGAAGCUCAGUCAAAGAUGAUACAAGAUAGAAUAACAGCUAUAGAACGUCAUCUUGGUACUUUAUGUGAUACAUUAUCAUCCUACACAAGAAAAACAGCAAGACUUAGAGACAAGGGUGAUCUUUUAGCUAAAGAAAUAGUGAAUUAUGCAGAGUAUGAAAAAAUUAAUCCAACAUUAAAGAAAGGGUUGACAUCUUUUGCAGAACAUCUAUCAGCUGUACAAGAUUACAGACAAGCUGAGGUUCAAAGAUUAGAAGCUAAAUCUGUAACUCCAUUAAGUAAUUAUGGAUUAUUGUGUAAACAAACAAAGAAUGAAUUGAAAUCUGCUUUUGCAGCCCACGAUAGAGAACAUUCACAAAGGAAGAAAUUAGAUAAAAUACAGCAGAAACAUCCUUCUGAUCAACAACAGAUUUCACAGGCCCAGACUGAGCUACAGAAAGCCAGUGUAGAUGCUACAAGAACAGAGAGAGCUUUAGAACAACAGAUGGAAAGUUUUGAAAGUAAAAAGUUACAAGAUAUUAAGAAAGUUCUGACAGAUUUUGUGAAUAUAGAAAUGAUAUUUCAUGCCAAGGCUUUAGAAGUAUAUACCCAGUGUUUUCAAAGUUUAUCUGUGAUUGAACCAGAGUACGAUCUAGAGGAAUUUUUAACCCAAAUUCAUCCAAAUAAUGAUUCAAGAAGAUUAUCAAUAGCUUCAACAGCUUCUUCAGCAGACAGACUGACUACUCCAGGAUCAACACCAGCUAGUCAACGC
Molecule: messenger RNA, 897 nt
Organism: Lottia gigantea (owl limpet)
Lineage: Eukaryota; Metazoa; Mollusca; Gastropoda; Lottiidae
Exons: 9
Biological process (GO): cilium assembly
Cellular component (GO): ciliary basal body; ciliary transition zone
Source: RefSeq, a predicted model, not a curated record